Dromaius novaehollandiae (emu) is the source of this 6386-nucleotide messenger RNA. It is a transcript of the gene SPIRE1, whose product is annotated as spire type actin nucleation factor 1. The record is from RefSeq and is a predicted model, not a curated record. Gene Ontology annotation, cellular component: cytoplasmic vesicle membrane; cell cortex. The transcript is spliced from 17 exons. NCBI's taxonomy places the organism in Eukaryota, Metazoa, Chordata, Aves, Casuariiformes, Dromaiidae. The coding region runs from base 256 to 2631 and encodes 791 amino acids. Gene Ontology annotation, biological process: actin filament network formation; Golgi vesicle transport; establishment of meiotic spindle localization. Gene Ontology annotation, molecular function: actin binding.
GGCGGCAGCGGCAGCGGCAGCGCCGGGCGGCCCGGGCGCCGCUCCUCCCGCCGGCCGGCCGCUGCCCGCCCGCCUGCGCGCGGCUCGGGCCGCCCGGCGGCCUGGUGGCACUCGCGGGGCGGGGGAGGAUGAGCACGGCGGCUCCGGGCGGCCGCACCACCACCGCCACCAGUGGCAGCAGCAGCAGCAGGCGCCGCCGCCGCCGCGGGGCCCGGCCGAGGGGGCCGCUGAGCUGAGCAGCGGCGGAGGCUGGGGAUGGCGCUGCCGGCGGAGCGCGGCGCCGAGCCGCGGCCCGGCGCUUCCCGCCCCGCCGAGGAGGAGGAGGACGGCGGCGGCGGGGCUGGCGGGCAACCGGAGGCGCUGUCGCUGGAGGAGAUCCUGCGUCUCUACAACCAGCCCAUCAACGAGGAGCAGGCGUGGGCCGUGUGCUACCAGUGCUGCGGCUCGCUGCGGGCCCGUCGCGGCGAGGCCCCCGCCGCCAGGCUGGGGGCAGCCGCCCACCUCCGCGUCUGGCGGGAUGGCGCCGUCACCCUGGAGCGGGGCGAGCCGCCGCCGCCGCCCGCAGGUAAAUCAAGCCAUUUACCUUGCACAGAGAUGGAGGUCAUUGAAUCACUGGGGAUUAUUAUAUACAAAGCCCUGGACUAUGGUUUGAAGGACAAUGAAGAGCGGGAAUUAAGUCCUCCACUGGAGCAGCUUAUUGAUCACAUGACUAAUACCACAGAAACAGAUGGGAGUAAAGAUGAGGGAUAUGAUGCUCUGGAUGAAGGAGUGGAGGAUGACGAUGAUGAAAAAGAGGAAGUUGAGGCCAUUCGUUCCUAUAAAGAUGUCAUGAAGCUGUGUGCUGCCCAUCUGCCAACCCGAUCAGAGGCACCGAACCACUAUCAAGCAGUAUGUCGGGCUCUGUUUGCUGAAACGAUGGAAUUGUACACUUUCUUGGCCAAAAUUAAAAGUGCAAAAGAGAAUCUGAAGAAGAUUCAAGAAAUGGACAAAGCAGCAAGUGAUGAAACCAGCACAGACCUUGAUGACUUAAAAAAUGCUGACUGGGCUCGUUUUUGGGUACAAGUGAUGCGAGAUUUACGGAAUGGUGUCAAACUUAAGAAAGUUCAAGAGCGUCAGUACAACCCCCUCCCGAUAGAAUAUCAGCUCACACCCUAUGAAAUGCUGAUGGAUGACAUUAGAUCCAAACGCUAUACCUUAAGGAAGGUUAUGGUCAAUGGUGACAUUCCACCUCGAUUAAAAAAGAGCGCACAUGAAAUAAUCCUGGAUUUCAUCCGAUCACGACCUCCAUUAAAUCCUGCCUCUGCAAGAAAAUUAAAACCAACCCCACCACGGCCACGCAGCCUUCAUGAAAGGAUAUUGGAGGAAAUCAAGGCAGAAAGGAAGUUACGCCCUGUCUCACCUGAUGAGAUAAGGCGUAGCAGGCUGGAUGUAUCUACACCAGAGGUUGGAAGAAAAUUAGUAGACGCCUCUGUAGUGAAUGGUGGUUUGGCACCGCAAGGAAAGCAGAAUGGUGCCACGCAAGUGACAGUACAACGAAAGAGACUUCUUAAGGCUCCCACGUUGGCUGAACUUGACAGCUCAGAUUCAGAGGAGGAGUCAGUGCACAAAUCAGCAAGUAGCAGCAGCAUUUCUCCCUCCCAGAUGGAAGACCCCUUUCAGGAAGGCACCAGCAGCAGAAAGAUGCCUCCAAAGUUCUUGCCAAUAUCAUCUACACCACAGCCCGAGAGACGGCAGCCACCUCAGAGACGACACUCCAUUGAAAAGGAAACACCAACCAAUGUGAGACAGUUCCUACCACCUACAAAGCAGAGCUCCAGAUCACUUGUUCCUAGGAUAACCAGUUUAUUUCCAAGGAUGACUUUCAGACCACUUUUUUCAGCUAUGCAAACAGCUUCUCUGCUCAGCUCUCAUCCCGUUGAAGCAGCCAUGUGCGGGGUGGCAGGGGCUAUGUACUAUCUCUGUGAGAGAGCUUUUGCCAGCAGGUGGAAACCCACAAAGGAGGAGUUCUGCUACCCUGUGGAGUGUCUCGCUCUGACGGUGGAGGAAGUCAUGCACAUCCGUCAGGUGCUGGUGAAGGCAGAGCUGGAAAAGUACCAGCAGUAUAAAGACGUGUACACCGCUCUCAAGAAAGGGAAGCUCUGCUUUUGCUGUCGAACAAGAAGGUUUUCUUUCUUUACCUGGUCUUACACUUGUCAGUUCUGUAAGAGGCCUGUAUGCUCCCAGUGUUGCAAAAAAAUGCGAUUGCCGUCAAAGCCAUAUUCCACCCUCCCCAUCUUCUCACUGGGACCUUCAACCUUGCAGAGAGGAGAAAGCUUCAUGAGGCCGGAGAAACCCUCCACCAGUCACCACCGAUCGCUGAGGAGCAUGCCUAGGUUGGCCUCAAGGUCCAAAUCUGUGGAUAGGUCACAUGAAGAGCUACAGUUUCCCAAAGAAUUAAUGGAGGACUGGAGCACGAUGGAGGUGUGCGUGGACUGCAAGAAGUUUAUUUCAGAAAUCAUCAAUUCAAGCCGACGCAGCCUCUCUCUGGCCAACAAGCGAGCCAGGUUAAAAAGGAAAACGCAGUCUUUCUACAUGUCAUCGCCAGGAACCUCUGAAUACUGCCCAUCUGAACGAACUAUCAAUGAGAUCUGAGCCUCGUGCCUUUUUAUUUGCUUUUGUUUUCGUGAGGUCAUUAUCCACGAGCAAGGUCACUGAGACUGGAUUGCCAUUCCGUUGCUUCGUUUCACUUAACGGCUUGAAUUUGCAUUAGCUCACAGGAUUUCCUGCUCCGAGGGUUUCCAGAGACACACAGUGCUGUGUUUGUAUCUGUACAGAAUGAUACGCAACGGGUCAGCUGUUUGCACUGGAAGAAAAACAGUAGUUUGAAGUUGUUGCCUCUUUUGUAUGUGUGCUUUCAAACUAGAAAGCCUUUUCUUGCUUUCAGUCUUUUUUUAACCAUUCUUUGAAUCAUUUUUCAGGAGACGAGCUGAAACAUAUGUUUAAAGGAGAUCCAAAUCUAACAAGGUGUCAGUGUCAGCACAGUAGCAAACAGUAAGUCUUGUUGGCAUUACCAGCCUAGUAAUGCUCGCAUCCUAGUUUCGACAGCACAGGGUUGUAUCGCGCACCACCUACCUAGUGUGAGCAACUGUGAUCAAAACGAUCUUUCUUCGAACCGAUUUUGUUGCUCUGAGAUCAGGGUUCAGCAGGGGACUUUACAAUCUCUGUGUCCUUGGGCAAACAUAUCUGACGACGCCGUUUGCCCCUGUGGUUGGCUGUUCCCCUGCGCUGCUCCACUUUCUAAGCCUUAGUGUACUUCUAAGUGUCUCCUGAGCGGGUUUUAGUAGUUUACUUUCUAUCUUGAAUGUACGAUGAUGAUGAUGAUUAGCAGCAGUAAAUUUUAAUAGUCGACAGAGUUGUACAGACUAUGGGGAGGAUGGGAAAUAAGGGAGGUUCUAAUUUUAACUGAAUACCUGUAAAGUUGUUUUUGUGGUUACUCAGAGAAGAAAGGUGGGUAAGGUGUACAUUUGUAUUAUAAAGGAACACUAAUACUGCUGUAAUUACUUCUGACAGCAUAUCCACUGUUAACCCCAUUUUUCUGGGGUUUCUAACUUGGCUGUAGAAUUUAGUAUUCUGCUGAAAUUUGGGACAGUGCUGUCUCAGAUUGGGAGCAUUCUCUUUUUAUUUUUUGCUUUUCUCAUUCUCUUUUUCCCUGUUUAAUUCACUCACAGGAGAAUGCUAGACUAGAUGUUCCUGUAAUGUUACAAUGUUAACUGACAUCACAUGCUUUUUUGCACUUUUUUAUAUUCGAAAUAAUUUUUUUUUAAUUCAGGCAUAGCCAGAGUUUAGUCUAUAAUUUGAUCGUUUUGGUAUUUAAAAGCAAGUUAACAUAGCCAAGUUAUUAAUACUUGAAAAUCAACUACUGUAACUUUUUCAUAAAAUUUUUAAUACCCUGAGGCAUAUUAAAUAUCUAUAUAGCAGUGUAUUAUAGAGUGACAUAGCAGAAAAAUUUCAGAUCUAUUUAUUAACAUUUCUAUACUUCAGAUUAAUGAGAGAUACCUCAGAACUGCUCCAAAGUAGCUGGGACUGGAUUCACAUAACUUGAUUUUAAAUAUGUAUGUAUCCAAACAGACCCUCCUGUCCAAAUCUUGUGCAUUUAAAAGCCCCGCGGAGGCCAGAUUCCCCAGGAGGCCCUGGUGCUGCGGCUUGCCUGGCCCCUGGGCAGGAGCUGCGCUCCGGUUCCAGUGCGGGUCUCCUCCUGCUGCCCAGGGCCGCAGGAUUCCCCUUCCAAGCGUAUUUGCAGGUUACACUGCAGUUUUCAGAGCAACCAUUUGUGUAUAUUUAAGCUAAUUGGAAAAGCACAUGCAAAAGUCUCCUUAGACCUUCCCAGGGACUCAUCCAUCCUUAUUUUUCUUUAAACACCUUCUCAGAAAAUGAGAAGUUUUGCAUACGCAGAGCUUGUUGAAAUAAUGUUUUAAGCUCUGACUGAAGUGACGCAAACAGGAAAAGCAGGGCUCACGGCUAACUCUCCCUCUUUUGCUGUCCUGUGUGAGGUAAGGUGUCUUGGCCCUCCCUUUGGGUACCUCUGGAAACGUGUUUUGCAUGUUGAAGCACCUGGAGUAUUGGAGUGAGAUAAGGCUGUAGGAGAUGAGGACUCGCGGGGGGCAAGUAGGAAAGGUCUGCUGUUGCUGGAGGGUUGCCUGAUCUCAGCCACAUCAGCGCUUUCUCUCGUUUCUGUGCCAAAACCAGGCCUUGCAUCUGCUGCACAGUGGUCACAUCAGGAAAACUAGGCUCAAAGAAAUACAAAAAGUCUUACUUUGAAUCUGCCCUUUCUUACAAUUUUCUCCUGAAAAUGCCCUGGCCACAUGUUACAAUCAGUCACUCCAAUUCAAGCCACUAAGGUGCAGGAUAUCCAGCAUGCUUAUUUUAACCUUGAGAGGAGGUUAGGGCGUUGCAGAGCAGGCAGAAUCAAGGACCAGGUAAAUCCUGAGCGUGCAAAGGGAAACGGGUGCCCGCUGCACGCCAGAGCCACCCACGAGAGGCGCCGGCCCCUGCAUGGGAGUCGCACUCCCUCUGCCACCUCGGCAGUGUCUCUGUCUGGGGGCGGCUGCCCCCCGCGUCCAGCUAGGCCUGGGGGCAGAGCACGAACCUCGUGGGGCUUUGUUGCCCUCGGACACCCAGCAGCGCUGGGCUCGGAGCUGCGCAGGGCAGCGCGCAGACCCCGAACGGUGAGGUGGUCGUACGAACUAUGCCUGGGUGUUCACACGGCGCUGCUGUGGGGCAGGGAGUGGCCGUUCACGCCCACCUCCCUUCUUGCCCUGGAAAAACCCUCCGGCCUGCUGACACAAGCCCCAGCAAGCUCCAGAAAAGGUGCUGCAGCGGGCUGCCUCUCCGCUUUUGCUCCUGUCCUUCCCUCUGCCACAGCUGUUCCGCAUUAUGCUGGCAUUUAAUUCAGCAAAGGAAAAAGCAAUGGGUUUGUCGAUGAUGUAAAGCCUGGAGGAGCUCAGCUUGCUCUCUGCCUGGAUCUCUGCGGAGUGGGUUAUUUUUAGCUUUCCAUCUCGCUGCUUGUGCUAGCAUCCCAAAUCCACUCGUCAUUUGCCUGUGUACCUCACGGUGCUGCCCAGCAUGUCCUGUUUAUGGUCAAAAUGUCACAUUCAUGUCAGAGUAAGAAAUCAGAAGCUUGUAAAUAUGUGUAAUAUAUUUAUUAAUAUUUAGGAAGUCACCAUCAGUCAUGCAAUGGGAAUUGACUUUUCCAAGACAUUUUAGAAAGAAAAUGAGUCCUAUUUAUAUGUGUGUUGGCUAUUACCUUUAUUAAAGCUUUCAGCCCCUUCAGACAGUUUGCACUCCAUAGGCAUUUUAGAGUGAAUUACUGCUGAAAAGAAUGUGGGACUAGCACAGUGAGGUCAUGUCCAUGAAUUUUGAAAAUCUUUUAUUUUUCUAGCUGUGUUAAUAUGCCCAAGACCUGUUUAAGUAUAGCAGUAGAGACCCAAGGAGUCAAAAACACCACUGGCAGUAACAGUCUUGGUAUUUUGUAUAUGAACCCCGUUGUUGAGAAUGUUCAUGGUGACAAUACUGCUUAUGGGGUUUGAUGUGCCUCCCCCCCAUUAUUUCCUUUAUAUUGGGGGCAGGGGGGAGGGAGUGACGUUACCUGGCAAAAAUAAAAUACCUUUCCAUUAUAGCCUUUGUCUGUGUUUGUUAAUUAUUCAUGUGUAAGCAUAUGUAAAAGUUCUCACCUUUUCUUUUUCAUGUUUCUAUAGUUUUGUAAAGAUCAAUCAGCUGUUUCUUUUGACAAGAAGUGUUAAUGAAAAUGGUUGAAGAACAUUUGAACACUGGCUGGGCUGCAUGAAGGGAAGGAAACAUGUCAAAGUGUUCUUAGAAUAGCAAUAAAACUGCUUAUGUAACCCUGGUGA